Molecule: messenger RNA, 1248 nt
Organism: Chanos chanos (milkfish)
Lineage: Eukaryota; Metazoa; Chordata; Actinopteri; Gonorynchiformes; Chanidae
Gene: syt8
Product: synaptotagmin VIII
Exons: 8
Coding region: 1-1248 (415 amino acids)
Biological process (GO): synaptic vesicle endocytosis; calcium ion-regulated exocytosis of neurotransmitter
Cellular component (GO): axon; plasma membrane; dense core granule
Molecular function (GO): calcium ion binding; calcium-dependent phospholipid binding; SNARE binding
Source: RefSeq, a predicted model, not a curated record
AUGGCUCCCACAGACAAGACACCUCCAUCAAAUUUCACUGGCAUGAAGUCUAACAGCAAUGUAAACCCUACCUCAGUGUCUAAAACUACCAUCCCUGCCAGCACCACCACUGCUGACCCUGGGUUUCUAUCUCAUCUCCUGGACAAGAUCCCCUUGCCAAGAUGGGCCAUUUACACCAUUUUUGCAGUUAUCAUUCUGGUGGUAUUACUGUGUUUUCUGUGCAUCUGUAUAAAAUGUUGCUGCAAAGGGAAAAAGAGGAAAAAGAAGAAGGUGGACCAGCAAAUCAAUAUGAAAGGACUGACUGGAUCCACCACCACAGCUUUGGUCCAGCCUGAGGCAGAUGAUGUGGAGUAUGGUUCAUCUGAUAACUCAAGAGGGAAACUUCUCUACUCACUGGAGUAUAAUGCACCAAGUUCAGAGCUAACUGUUGGCGUUAAAGAAGCUGCUGAUUUAAAAGCUAUGGAUGCAGGAGGAACUUCAGACCCAUAUGUUAAAGUUUACAUCCUUCCAAGCAAAUCCAAAACAUGCGAAACCAAAGUAUUCAGGAAAACUCUCCACCCAGUGUUCAAUGAACGAUUUAAAUACAAGAUUUCCCAGGCUGAGCUCAGUGAGUCCACGCUCGUGAUGCAGGUGUAUGACUUCAACAGAUUCUCCAAGCAUGAUGUCAUCGGCGAACUCCGGUUACAGCUUUCCACUGUGGACUGGAAUCAUGUAAUUGAGGAAUGGAGAGACUUGAGUGAAGCCUCCAAGUAUGAGCAAGGUCAUCUCGGGGAGAUCUGCUUCUCCUUGCGCUAUGUGCCCACAGCGAGCAAGCUCACUGUUGUGAUCCUGGAAGCAAAGAACCUGAGGAGCAUGGAUCAAGGAGGCUCAUCAGAUCCUUAUGUGAAAGUCCAAUUGAUUCUGGACAAAAGGAAAUGGAAAAAAAGGAAGACAUCUGUGAAGAAGAAAACUCUGAAUCCCUAUUUCAAUGAAUCAUUCACCUUUGAAGUGUCUUUUGAACAGAUUCAAAGAGUGCAGCUGGUGAUCUCAGUGUGGGACCAUGAUAAGGUUACCAGGAAUGAUGCCAUUGGGAAGAUUUUCCUGGGCUGCGAUGCAACAGGGAACCAGCUGCGUCAUUGGGCGGACAUGUUAUCAAACCCUCGAAGGCCAAUUGCACAGUGGCACACCCUGCUCUCAGCUGAGCAGGUAGACUCCACCCUGGCACUGAAGCACACUCUAAAGAUACCAUUUACCAAUAAGACCUUCUGA